This is a messenger RNA of Penaeus vannamei (Pacific white shrimp), 561 nucleotides long. The record is from RefSeq and is a predicted model, not a curated record. Lineage: Eukaryota; Metazoa; Arthropoda; Malacostraca; Decapoda; Penaeidae.
AUGACGCCGCACACCCUCACCCCUCCCACCACUAACUUAUGUUCCUCCUGUGGUCAUUGUGCGCUGUGUGCUGGACUACGCAUGCUGGUAGUGUUUGGUGUGAAUGGUCGAAUGAGGUCGACAUCGAGUUUAUUUAAUACUCGACCUCCACAACCCUACUUCCCGCACAGUGCCCACCCACCCCCCGCACACCCCGCCGCAGAGGCCUUACCACCCCGCACGCGUCACCCACAACGGCCAUCCCGCCACCCCACAACUCCACCCGCACCCCCUACAACCACAACCCGCGCUACCCCACAAACGCACCCCCGCUACGGACCCCACAACGCCGAACCCCGCACCCUCCACAACUCCACGCGCCACAUCCCUCACAACACCAGCCUCGCACACUCCACCACACCCCACCGGUCACCUACCGGUAUGGAGACGACCAAGCCGCAAAGACCUACAAUUACUUGCUACGACCAUCACCAGAGUCAACUGAAACCUCCACUUCCUUUCAACCUGUUAUCCUCCGUCUCCUGUCGGUUUCCGGUCAAGGGUUUCCACUUUCAUCUUUAA